Molecule: messenger RNA, 2501 nt
Organism: Saccoglossus kowalevskii
Lineage: Eukaryota; Metazoa; Hemichordata; Enteropneusta; Harrimaniidae
Product: ral guanine nucleotide dissociation stimulator-like 1
Biological process (GO): Ras protein signal transduction
Cellular component (GO): plasma membrane
Molecular function (GO): guanyl-nucleotide exchange factor activity
Source: RefSeq, a predicted model, not a curated record
CAGAGAGUGGGUUCAGUUUCUUCGCAGAUCUUUCCGUUGCUAGAUGGUAAACCACUUCGAGUUUUAUUCGCCGUGGAUCUACUCAACACAGUUCGAAACUAUGAGUACAGUUGUGAAAUGACAUAACCGAAAGUUUUGAAACUUGUUGUUUUUAGUUUGAACCGUGACGUAUUUUGUUUUUGUUGCCCAAAACAUCGUCCAUGCGUGAAGCGAUGGAGCAUUCCCUGAAGCCGUACAAAACUUUACUUCGUAAAUUUGAAGGUAUGUCCCCGAUUUUUAGCAGAAAACAGAAAAAUCGGCAGCCAUUGAAGACGAAGUCGACGAACACGAGAGGGACUGACAACCCGCAUCUAUGGGGUGAGGAAAUAAAAGAUGGCGUUGUGUACAAUGUUUAUUUACGCAAAGUGAAAUAUUUCAACAGUGUAACAGCACCUCCAAGCAAUACGACACGUAAUCCAAUAUCACGCACAAACACAGACCCACAGCUCCUUAGUUAUUCUACCACUGCCAGCUUAUCCGGAGAAGAAUAUUCCGGAAUACAAUGGGAAACAAGGCGGGAAUACGUCAUAAAAUCUGCCACAUUAGAACGUUUAGUUGAAGAAUUAACGCAAGCAAUGAACCACAUGGAUUCAAGUUUUAUUAAUAUCUUUCUGAAUACCUACCAGUCAUUUACAUCCACCGAAAAGAUACUAAAUUUAUUAAUACAGAGGUACACAUUGGCCAGUGAUAGACACAGUGGUUCUAAAAGUCGGUCUAUGAAGAAAGGAACAAAGCUACUUAUCAGGAAAUCUGUGCAGUCGGUAUUAACAAUGUGGUUAGACGAGAAUCCAUCAGAUUUUCGAGAACCACCGAACUACCCAUGUCUGACCACGUUGAUGGAGUUUGCGAAGAACACCAUGCUAAACAAAGAAUUGACAGAAAGAUGCAGACGUAAAAUAGAAAGAUGGAAAAAUGAGGAUGAAAUUACUGAUAGUGAUAGUGUAUGUAGCGGUUCGUCAAUGAAUUCCUCAGCUGACAGUCAGUUCACGUUCUCAAUUGUUGAAGAAGUCGACAAUAUGAUGAACCCAAGAGAGUUCCAUCAAAUGGAAGAAGACUAUAUUGCUGAACAACUCACAUAUAUGGAUGCUACCUUGUUUCGACAAGUGGUAAUACCGCAUUGCCUUGGAACGCUAUGGUCAAAGAGAGACAAAGAAGACUCCAUAGCGUCAACUGUGAAAGCUACUGUUGAACAAUUCAAUAAAGUAUCAUAUCUAGUGAUAUCAACGAUACUCGGUGACCCAACACUGAAGGCAUCAUUGAGAGCUAAGAUCAUUACCAAGUGGAUACAUAUAGCACAGGAAUGUAGAAACUUGAAGAAUUUUUCAUCUUUGAAAGCAAUAUUAUCUGGUUUGCAAGCCAAUUGUAUUCACAGACUACGGAGGACGUGGACGGCAGUGCCAAAGGAUUCUGUGGUGAUAUUUGAAGAACUUUCUGAAAUCUUUUCACAUGAAAAUAAUCAUGAGGCAUGGAGAGAAAUUUUAAUGAAGGAAGGCACUGCCAAGUUUGUUGACAAAUCAUCUACAAUACGAUCGAGAACCAUGAGGAGAAAGUCUCUCAAGAAAGAGUUGUCUAGUAUCGUUCAUGGGACAAUUCCAUACCUGGGUACAUUCCUCACUGAUCUAAUGAUGAUUCAUUCAGCAUAUCCCGAUGAUAUAUUACAAAAUGGUUAUAUCAACUUUGAAAAGAAGAGAAAGGAAUUUGAACUUCUUGCUCAGAUUAGACUUCUGCAGAAGGCAGCUCAGAACUAUCACAUCCAUUCUGACAAAGAUUUCCAGAAGUGGAUGGAUGGAGUCAAGAUAUACACAGAUGAACAAAGCUAUCAUCUGUCAUGUAUUAUUGAACCGCUCAGUCCAAAGACACCAAGCCACAAAAAGUCACAGUUUAGUUUCGGAGGAACGUGGCGACGAAGAUCGGCUAUAUUUCAUUGGUCUUCAAGUGGGUCAUCUACAAGUUCAGAAGAUGGAGUCAGCGUUUCAAGUUCAGAUUCGCCAGCACCUGGAUUGAUGAGAAUGUCAAGAUCGUCAUCCUGCUCAUCCUUAUCAAUAGAAUUAUCAUCAAUCAGCUCUUCUUCAUCACUGACACCGUUGUCGCCUAGAUACCUGUCUCCAACAAGUUGUGCUAUCAAAGUGAGCAUGGAGAACAACUCAGACCAGGGCAAUAUUUACAAGAGUAUUUUAGUAAACCAUGAAGAGCAUACACCUGCUGUCAUAGCAACAGCAUUAUGCAAAUACCAAAAGGAUGAAGAACCAAUCAGCAGCUAUGAAUUAGUUCAGCUUCUGCCAGACGACGAAGAAAUGGUGAUCCCUGACAAGUGCAAUGUAUUUUAUGCAAUCAAUCAGUCUGCACCGGAUUUGACCUUUGAACUUAGGAAGAAGCAGUCACCAUCAGAAAAACGACCAGUGCUUAAAAAGAGAAAUAGUAGAAUAAAAUUACUGAUCAAGAAAAAAUCAUCUACUAGUUAG